AUGGGAGACGGAUUGGCCAAGUCACACCAUGAUUGUCCCCAACAUGCUCGUAAUACCACUCAUGUCAUUUUGGACAAGGAAUCGUUUUGCUGCUUCCACGGUAAUGGGGAAGUGCCCUUCCCUCUGCGGUGCUUGACCCCUUCUACGGAGGUGGAAGUGGAUUUGAUUAUUACAGAUUACCGUAUGCCUGGAAUGACGGGCUAUGAUCUCUUGAGAAAGAUUAAGGAAUGUUCAUCUUUAAGAGACAUACCAGUUGUAAUAAUGUCCUCUGAGAACAUUCCUUCAAGGAUUAACAGAUGCUUGGAACAAGGGGCAGAAGAGUUCUUUCUCAAGCCAGUUCAACAAGCAGAUGUGAAUAAACUUAGACCACAUUUACUGAAGGAAAGGUUAAGGAACAACAAGAGCAAGCUCAUUGAAGAAUGUCUUGGAAGUCGACCAAUAAAGAAAGAAAAUUUUCAGUAG
Messenger RNA from Ilex paraguariensis (yerba mate), 462 nucleotides. NCBI's taxonomy places the organism in Eukaryota, Viridiplantae, Streptophyta, Magnoliopsida, Aquifoliales, Aquifoliaceae. The record is from the annotation of a GenBank genome assembly.